AUCUUAAACUCCUGAAACCUCCCAUGGCUUCAUCCAAGCUUGUUCUUGCUGCAAUCUUCAGUGCUUCCUUGUGCUUCACUGCAGCUCUUGCCUUCCCUGAUCACCAUGAUCAGGGUGCCUACCCAGUUGGGCAGAGCCCAAAGCCAGUUCUUUCUCCAGAUUACUACAAGGCCACAUGCCCACAAGCUGAUGAGAUUGUGGUGUCUAUCUUAAAGAAGGCUAUUGCAAAGGAACAAAGGAUAGCAGCCUCACUGCUCAGGCUCCUUUUUCAUGACUGCUUUGUUCAGGGAUGUGAUGCAUCAGUUUUGUUGGAUGAUAGUGAAGAAUUCAUAAGCGAGAAAAAGGCUAUCCCCAAUAAGAAUUCUAUCAGAGGGUUUGAAGUUAUAGAUGAGAUCAAGGCUGCACUUGAAGAAGCUUGCCCACAUACUGUCUCCUGUGCUGACACCAUUGCCCUAGCUGCCAGAGGUUCAACAGUGCUGAGCGGUGGCCCAUACUGGGAACUUCCACUAGGAAGGAAGGAUUCGAAGGCAGCAUAUAUGAAGUUAGCAAACAAGAACCUUCCUCCACCAAAUGCAACCCUGCAUCGUCUUGUUAAAUUUUUUGAAAGGCAGGGACUUGAUAAGGUGGACCUUGUGGCACUAUCAGGGAGCCACACCAUCGGAAUGGCCAGGUGCGUGAGCUUCAAGCAGAGGCUCUACAACCAGCACAGGGACAACCAGCCGGACAGAACGCUGGAGAAGACGCUCUACCACACGCUGGCAUCCGUCUGCCCACCCGGCGGCGGCGGCGACAGCAACCUACGCCCGCUGGACCUCGCCACCGCCUCCAGAUUCGACAACGCGUACUACAAGCUGCUGGUGGAGGGGAGAGGCCUCCUGAACUCCGACGAGGUGCUGUGGACGGGGGGGGACCCGGAGAUCGCCGGCCUCGUCAGGAGCUACGCCGAGAGCGAGCCGCUGUUCUUCGAGCACUACGUGAGCUCGAUCACCAAGAUGGGGAACAUCACUCCGCUCACUGAUCACGAUGGAGAGAUUCGCAAGAACUGCCGUGUGGUUAACAAGAACGCCGUGUAGUCUUAGCCAUUGAAAUUUGGGUUCGGUUUGCA
Molecule: messenger RNA, 1105 nt
Organism: Oryza brachyantha (malo sina)
Lineage: Eukaryota; Viridiplantae; Streptophyta; Magnoliopsida; Poales; Poaceae
Product: peroxidase 9-like
Exons: 4
Coding region: 24-1073 (349 amino acids)
Biological process (GO): response to oxidative stress; hydrogen peroxide catabolic process
Molecular function (GO): heme binding; peroxidase activity
Source: RefSeq, a predicted model, not a curated record